AUGUUUAAGAAAGCUAGUAUUGAUGCAGUACCUACUGUCCAUCCAUUGAUUGAUGAAGCUAGAUCUGCAAUCAACGAAGCUGAUUUUUUAAUAAUUAGUGCUGCUGCUGGUCUGUCUGCGAGUGCAGAAUUUGAUUAUACGUCAAAAGAAUUAUUCAAAACAGAAUAUCAACCAUUUUUGAAAUAUAAUAUUAAGACAUUGUACGCUACUAUUGGUUUUCCAUGGCCCAGUAAAAUUGAUUUAUGGAAUUUUUUCAUUUAUCUUUAUAGGAAUGCUAAAAGAUGACCAGACACUCCAACUUAUCAAGAACUAUUAAAAUUAGCUAAGGAAAAACAAUGGUUUGUAAUUACUACUAAUGCAGAUGGAUUUUUCAUCAAGAAUGGAUUAGAUGCAAAUAAAGUUUUAACACCACAAGGAAAUUAUUCAAAGAUUCAAUGUUCAAAGAAUUGUUCAGAUAAUUCUUAUAGAUCAAUGGAUGAAUUAGUUGAAAAAUAUUCCCUAACUAAGUUUAGUGAUAUACCUAAAUGUGAUAAUUAUUGUUUUGGAAUGAAUAUGUUUUUGGGCGAAUCAUUUAAUGAUAGUAUUGUCAAGCAUGAAAAAACAAACUAUAAAGCAUUCAUUCAAGAAACUCUUAAUUCAGGUAAGAAAGUAGUUAUACUUGAACUACUUGUUGGUUUAAAUACUCCAUCAUUAUUAAGAUGGCCUAAUGAACGAAAAAAUGAAAAUUAUCCAGAUAUUUUCAAAUUAAUUAGAAUUAGCAAAGGACCAUCCAGUACUAUUCCAACGGAUAAUAGACAAUUCAAUUGUAAUUAA
Messenger RNA from Insectozyma verbasci, 813 nucleotides. The record is from the annotation of a GenBank genome assembly. Lineage: Eukaryota; Fungi; Ascomycota; Pichiomycetes; Serinales; Debaryomycetaceae.